Messenger RNA from Parascedosporium putredinis, 2190 nucleotides. Lineage: Eukaryota; Fungi; Ascomycota; Sordariomycetes; Microascales; Microascaceae. The record is from the annotation of a GenBank genome assembly.
AUGGCGGCUUCCAAUGGCCUCUACUCGGCCAACUCUUUCAUGAACCCAGGGCCUGCCCCCGCCCGCCGACCGACCGACCCCGCCUUAACCUCACGCCCGAUGCGAACCUCCCGGGCAGCAUGGCCAACAUGGUCAUUUCCCUAUUCGAAGCACGGCCACUUCCACAUACACGGGCUCGACCAUUUCCUGCCCCUCGCCGCCCGCCAGUUGGCUAACAACAUAGACGGCCUCGGCGGCGUUGCGGUGAAGAAGGAGGGCUGGGCCCAGGUGAAGGAGAGCAAGAACUUCAUUCAGCCCUGGAAGGCGAAAUAUCUCAUCCUGCGAAAAGAAUCGCUCGAUUUCCACAAGGCAGAGGGCGGCAAGGUUUCGUAUACCUUGUACCUCAAGGAUGUCGUCAAUGUCGGCCGUGUCGAGGCCGCCGGUACCAUUUUCGAGAUCAAGCGAAACACGAACGGUAGCUCGACGAGCCCUGGCGAUGACGAUGGCACCGUACGAACCUUGCAGAUCAAGGUCAAGGGCGAUGAUGAUUUGUACGAAUGGAUCGAUCUUGUCUACGGAUCGUGCCCCGGUAUGGGCGGUGUCAGCAACCCGACCAACUUCUCCCACGCGGUCCAUGUCGGCUUCGACCCCCAGACCGGCGACUUCGUCGGCCUCCCCCGAAGGCAGGAGAACCCUAACCAGUACCCUGGUCUCACAUCUAGCCCCCAGAGCCAGCAGGCCAAGAACUACGGCUAUAGCGCCGGUGGCGGCGCAGGUGUCGCGCCCCUCGUCAGAUGCAGCAGCAGCCGCAGCAACCGCAACAGCAGCCGCAGCGCCCCGCCUACAACCCCAUGUCCUCCCAGUCUGGUCCCGGUACCCCCGCCGACCUUCCCCACUGAGCAGCAGCAGCAGAGGUCUCAGAUGCAAGGGAUGGCUUCCAACUACGUCCCGCAAGAUUCCCUGCGCGAUGACCAGCGCAUGAAGCAAAUGGAGGCUCAGAGGCAACGCGAGAUUGAGGAGCAGAACCGUCGGGACAUGGAGGCUUACAACGCCUCCCUCCCCAAGACCAAGACACCCAUUGCCCAGCAGGAGCUUGGCGGUUAUGGUGGCUCUUCUACUCCCGAUCGAUACAACCCCACCCGCGCCGCUCCUACCGUCCCCGCCAAGGGGCCUCCUCAGGCUCUCCGUGCCCAGCGUCCCGCCCCCGGCGCCCAACAACUCCGGUCCCCGCCCCCCAUGGGCCAGUCCAACAUGAGCUCGAGCUCCCAGCAGCGCCCAUCCCCGGCCAAAGCAGCCCCGCGAGCCCUCCGCCGCCGAGCGCAAGCAAGACCGACCCAUGUCGACCAUGUCCGAGACCGAAGUCAUGGCCAGGCUCAGGAGGUAGUGUCCAAGGACGACCCCAACCUGUCGUACUCGAAGCAGAAGAAGAUUGGCCAGGGCGCAUCUGGUUCCGUAUACGUUGCUAAGGUGAAGGAGAGCGCCGUCUCCGGCAUUGCCCGCGAAGUCUUGCGACAACAGGGACCCAGGGCCCAGGUUGCGAUUAAGCAGAUGGAUCUCGCCCACCAGCCCCGCAAGGAGCUUAUUGUGAACGAAAUCAUGGUGAUGAAGGACAGCAGGCACAAGAACAUUGUCAACUUCUUGGACGCCUUCCUCCGCAACAACAACGCCGAGCUGUGGGUAGUUAUGGAGUACAUGGAAGGUGGUGCCCUUACCGAUGUCAUUGACAAUAACCCGACGAUUACGGAAGAGCAGAUCUCCACCAUCUGCCUCGAGACAUGUCGUGGACUUCAGCACCUUCACUCCCAGAAGAUUAUUCACCGCGAUAUCAAGUCUGACAACGUUCUUCUCGAUGCCCGUGGCAAUGUAAAGAUUACUGAUUUCGGUUUCUGCGCCAAGCUGACGGACUCCAAGUCUAAGCGUGCCACUAUGGUUGGCACACCUUACUGGAUGGCUCCCGAGGUUGUCAAGCAGAAGGAAUACGGCCCCAAGGUCGAUAUCUGGUCUCUCGGCAUUAUGGCCAUCGAAAUGAUCGAGUUGAAGAAGCCCGAGAGGAUCAGCAAGGAGCUCAAGGCCUUCCUUUCGGUGUGUCUUUGCGUCGAGGUCAAGUGCCGCGCUUCCGCGGACGAGCUACUCCAGCACGAUUUCCUCAAGCACGGCUGCCCCCUUGGCAGUCUUGCAGAACUCCUUGCCUUCAAGAAGCACGCUAAAUAA